AAAGCUGAGUAUAUUCAUUACAAUAUUUCAUAGAAGAUAGAGUAUGGAUGUUGAUGAUCAUGAUAAGCCAUGUGCCCCCGUCGCAUGUUCGCAGAAUAAAUACGACGUUUUCAUCAGUUUUAGAGGAGAAGACACUCGCGCAAAUUUUGUAAGUCAUCUAUAUAAAGGACUCAAAGACGGAGGAAUUGAAACGUAUAUUGAUGAUAGACUUGAGCGAGGAUAUGAGAUUUCCAAAGCUCUUUCGGAUGCUAUCAACAACUCUAAAUUUUCCAUAGUUGUUUUCUCAGAAAAGUAUGCAUAUUCGUCGUGGUGCUUGGAUGAGUUGGUGCAUAUUCUCGAAUGCAUGGAGAAGAAAACACAAAUCGUUCUGCCUGUGUUUUAUCAUGUAUCGCCUAGAGAUGUGCGCGCACAAAAAAGAAGUUAUGCAAAAAUAUUUCGGGAAUACGAAGAACGUUACAACAAUAGUAUUAUACAUAGAUGGAAGGUUGCUCUUGCUACAAUAGCUAAUCUCUCAGGAUGGCAUGCAUCAAAAAAUAGGAACGAAGCUGAGUUAGUUGAAGUAAUUGUCAACCAUAUUCAAGGGAUGUUAAGAUUUACAAUAUCUUCAACUAAAUACUUGAAGCAAUUAGACUUAGUUGGAAUUGAGAAGUCUAUUCAUCAUAUCAACCUGUUGUUGUCCAAUGCUCCCAUGGUAGGAAUUUGUGGCAUGGGUGGAUUGGGGAAAACCACCCUAGCUGAUGUUGUAUUCAAAUUAUAUCGUCAUCAAUUCGACAGUUAUUGUUUUCUUCGAAAUAUUAGAGAAUUGCAACAAAAGUAUGGUUCAACUUAUUUGACAAGAGAGUUGUUCUCUAAAUUGUCAAAAAUUAAAGAUUUCGAUGAUGAAAAUAUGGAUGUUGUAAAGAACAUGCUUUGUCAUAAGAAGCUACUCAUAGUUCUCGAUGAUCUUGACGACCUCGACGAAUAUGAUGCUUUACUUAAAGAUAGUAAUUUUUGGUUAAGUUCCGAAAGUAAAGUUAUUAUAACAAGUAGGGAUCAACAAGUACUUCGAAAUGUUGUUGGAGAUGACGAUAACAUAUACAACCUGAAAUUUCUAAACGACGAGGAAGCUCUUGAUCUUUUCCAUUUGCAUGCUUUCAAAAGAAAAAAGGUUGACGAAAGCUACAUAGAAUCCUCAAUAAAGUUGGUGAAAUAUGCUCAAGGUUUACCGUUGGCUCUCAAAGUUUUGGGGUCUAAUCUAUACUUAAAGAGCAAGAAAAUAUGGGAAAGCUUGUUGAAGAAGUUGAAAGUAAAUCCUGAUCAAGGAAUUCUAAAUGUAUUGAAAAUAAGUUUUGAUGGACUUGACAACAUGGAGAAGAAUUUGUUUCUUGAUAUAGCAUGUUUCUUUAAUGGUGAAGUAAAAUGUCAUGUGAAAAUCAUAUUGGAGGAUAGUGACUCAUUUGAUGCUAUUAUUGAAGUUCUCAUUGAUAAGUGUUUGAUAACUGAUGUUAAUGGUAGACUUCAAAUGCAUGAUUUGUUGCAAGAAAUGGGUCGAUCGAUUGCUCGGGGGUUAGAUCAUAACUGUUCGGGAAACUAUAGUAGGUUAUGGAAGCUCAAAGAUAUCUAUCGAUUCUUGAAAAAUACUACGGAGGAUGCAAGCACAAUUGAAGGAAUAUUUCCAAAUGAUAGCGAAAUAUUCUUUUCAGAAGAUCAAGAGCCCAUGAACUUGGACCCUUUAAUCUUCGAAAAAAUGCCAUAUUUACGAUUGCUUAAAUUGGCAUAUUUUCAAAUUCGUUGUCAACUUCCUCAAGGUCUUCACUCUUUUCCUAGAGAUCUUAGAUAUCUGAGAUGGGAUUGUUACCCGUUAAGAACAUUAGGGUCAAAUUUUACACCACAUAAUCUUGUUUAUCUGAGUAUGACUGAUAGUGAGCUUGAGAAACUAUGGGAUGAAUUCCAGGAUAUGAAAAACCUAAAAUAUGUCGAUCUUGGAGGCUCAAAGAAGUUGACUUGUCUCCCAAAUUUAUCUAGAGCAAAUAUUUGGAAGCUUGACCUAGAAUUUUGUACGAAUUUAGUUGAGCUCCCUCCGUUGAAGUUUCAUACAAAUUUUGACGAUGCGAAAGAUGAAACAAAAGCAAUUAAUUUCUACAACGGUUGCAUACUUGAAGAGAAAUGUGACUUACUACUUUUGGAGGGUGUUUGGUUUGGCGGAUUGAAGGAUUGUUUUCUUAAUCGCAAUAUGUGCUCUAAUUUGAGAAUUGUUUCUGAGAUGUCUGGUAAUAUCAAAUACAUAUGUUUGCGUUCCACGGCAAUAGAAGAAUUGCACACUUCCAUUGGAUCUCUCGACAAUCUUUUCGUGCUCGAUCUCUUUGGUUGUCGACAUCUCAAGAAUCUUCCUAGCAGUAUUUUUGAUUCGACAUCAUUGAGUAUUCUUGAUAUGCAUGGAUGUGUCUCUAUCAACACAUUUCCAAAGCUUCCGAAAACCCUAAAGGCAUUAGAUUUGAGUGGAACAUCAAUACAACGAAUCAACUCAUCAUCGUUCGAGUCCAUGCCCUUUCUCAAGAAUUUCUACAUGAAUAAUUGCACAAAACUCGAAAGCAUUCCAACUACCAUUUGUAAGUUGAAGUCUCUCCAAGUACUUUCUUUUAUAAAUUGCUCGAAAUUGAAAAGCUUUCCCGAAAUUUUAGAGCCAAUGGAGAAUCUAGAGAUGCUUUAUUUAAACGGAACAGGGAUUGAAGUAGUACCACCAUCGAUUUCGCUUCUAGCUAAGCUUCAAAAUUUAGAUUUAAGAGAAUGCGAAAAUCUCAAGUCUAUUCCAGUAUCGAACAUCUAUAAUAUGUGCAAUGUUUAUAUCUUCAUUGAUGAAAAUCCAACACAACAACAUUUGAUUGUUUCGUUACCAUUCGAUGUAAACAUUUCUACAAUGCUUGACCACUCAAAGUGCAAAGGUUCUUGUUUGGACAUGAAUCGAGUAUCUUUCCUAAACUCACAAUUUGUUGGGCUCAUAGACUUUUCUCGUGACGAGUUAAUACAUUGGAAGUUUAAUUAUUGGAAAAGUUACAUUUGUAGUGAAUGCUUCUUAUUCUACACAAUACACAAUAUUUUAGUCAGCAAAUAUAAAAAUCAGAAAGAAAAUAAAAUUCGCAUCUUGGUUUGACAAUUUGAAGUUCUGAGUUUGUUAUCAUCUCUUUUGUGUUUCAGUGAAUAUCUUGAACUAGGUAUAUCGCAUCUAUCGGGGAACCAACACUGUUUCCCAAACGAGUUGCAUCUAGCAUCGCCGAGAUCACAGCCAGAAAUAGGCACACAUUUUCGAUCCGAACAUACUAUUCGACAUUCACAUACCAAUUCACUACAACAAAUCUUCGUUUCCGCCGAGUGACAGUAUUCCCCGGCUACUCUACAACGCUCAUCACCACCACCAUCAUCACAAACAUUAAUUAUUGUGCCCACAAAUUUCUUCAUUUUCUACAUAUGUUUAUAAUAUGUGGUGCAAAAUUCAACUAAUUUAUUUUUCUAUAUCUUUUUUGCAUUGAGGCAACCUA
Cannabis sativa is the source of this 3515-nucleotide messenger RNA. Its product is annotated as disease resistance protein RPV1. Bases 44 to 3130 code for a protein of 1028 amino acids. Gene Ontology annotation, molecular function: ADP binding. The transcript has 6 exons. Gene Ontology annotation, biological process: signal transduction; defense response. NCBI's taxonomy places the organism in Eukaryota, Viridiplantae, Streptophyta, Magnoliopsida, Rosales, Cannabaceae. The record is from RefSeq and is a predicted model, not a curated record.